Molecule: messenger RNA, 906 nt
Organism: Lynx canadensis (Canada lynx)
Lineage: Eukaryota; Metazoa; Chordata; Mammalia; Carnivora; Felidae
Product: NF-kappa-B inhibitor beta-like
Biological process (GO): signal transduction; cellular response to lipopolysaccharide
Cellular component (GO): cytosol
Source: RefSeq, a predicted model, not a curated record
AUGGUGAGGAACCUGGACUCAGGCACCUUGGGUUCAAGUGGCAGCUCGGUGGCCGUGGGCAAGAUUCCUGCCCCUCAGCGUCUCCGCUUCUUCAUGAACUUAGGGGCCACGGUCGGGGGACUACGGCCAGGGCACCGGCUCGGGAAGGCUGUGGAUGCGCAUGAAUGGUGUGACAGCGGCCUGGGCUGUCGGGGUCCGGACUCUGUGACUCUGGGAGCACCAGCGCGGGGCGGAGGCGGGCCGGGGCUGUUGUGGGCACCGCUCACCCUUGGCUGUGCCCCUGAAGAUGGGGCGGCACCGCGCUCGGAGGUGAUUCAUCACCACGAGCCUUUCCUGGAUUUCCUGCUGGGCUUUGCAGCUGGCACCGAGUCCCUGCACCUGCAGGAUGAGCUGGGCCAAGCAGCCCGGCACUUGGCAGACACUGGGGAGGCGUCCACGGUGCAGAGAACCAGCCCGGAGAAGUUAGAGGAAACUGAGGAGGACCGGAAGCUGCAGUUGCGGGUUGAAAAUUACCAGGACCCCCGCCCACUCCACGUGGCCGCCAUCCUGGAAGAGGCAGACUUGGUCUGGCUGUUCCAGAAGGCCCCAGCCAACCUCAGCAAACCAGAGCCCGUGUGCAGCCUGCACUUGGCAGUGGAGGUCCACGCGGCUGACUUGCUGGAGAUUCUCCUGAGGGCAGGCUCAGACCCCGCUGUCGCCAUCCGUGGCUGUAUGCCAUGGGGCAGCACCACUGUCUGGCGCCACCCCAUCCUCUCCGGCCUCCUCUGCACACGCGGAGCCCCUGAGCCCGAGGACGAGGGCAGCAAGCCUGGCUCCUGCAACAGUGGCGACAGCGACAGUGACAGUGGGGAUGAGGGUGUGAGUCAGGAGGAAAGACGGGGUGGCCCGGCUGGGGGGUCAGGGUAA